UAGCUGUUCGGUAUUGCGCCAUACCAUCUUUGUGGCAUAACUUUAAGGUGGCCGUGUAGCACUUUUAUUCUGGUCGUGAUUUAUUUUGCUACAUACUUAUAUAGCAGCAGUUGAUUUGUUGGACAGGUAACAUUAUAUGUAUCUGGGCAGGUGACUUUGCUUGUAUUUGCAGAAUGGCUGCGUUGUGUCGCUGCCAUGAGUUCUUCCUGUUUUCUCUCUUGUUUUCUGCUGCGCCGGAGAGUCCGCGACCCCUGCGAGUCAUAAUGAAGCGCAGCUCUGCGCUGGAAUUCGGGGGAGAUUAAGCACCCUCCGCGCAAUGGCUCCUAAUACCUGCGGGGCAGUUUAAUGGGCGGAAAAAAAGAAAUCUAUGUUAGAACUGCGUGUGUCGCAACAGUCUGGAAGUUCUCUAGGGAAUUAUAGUAGAGGCGGCGUUACAGUGUAUUGUUUGAGGAACUGCGAUCCACGUUUUUGAACCAUAUCUGGGGGUCUCUGGUCUGCACAACGCUGGUGGAAGAGAUUUGCAUGAAGAGAGGAAGAAAAUCGGCGUGGCGUGUCUCUGAGGCUUCCGGACGGCCCCACGGGUGAUCAGGCACCUCUCCUACUCAAGGGGCAAUUGGAUUUGGAGCAGCGAGAGGGGAAGCCAUGGCAGAUGGGCCGAAUGAGCCGCAGGGGUCGGCGCUGCUCAGUAGUCAGAGCCCGGCCGCCUGGAAGAUGGCCAAGCGGCAGCUCAUCCCGAAGAACCUGGCGGUAACCAGCCGGCCAAGGCCCCGGCAUCAUACCACCGUGGUCACCCUGCCCGUGGUACGGGAGGACCAACCGGCCCCCGCGCUGCCCCAGGUGUCCUGGGAGGACUACGACAGCGAGGGCGAGGGCGGUGGCUUCCGCAGGAGCCGCAGGAACAUGUCGUACCGCGUGGCGGUUGCCACUCCCGCCGAUAGUAGGCCGCUGCCCACGUCCACGCAGAAGCCUGUGGGCGAGGAGGCGGCCGCGGGAACCCAGCCUCUGUCCAGCCAAGACAGCGACAAGAAAACAUUAAGAAGGAAAUCCAACCAAAGGAAAGGGGGAUCCUUCAAAGACGACCCCCGGCUGUACCAGGAGAUCCGAGAGAGAGGUCUCCACUCCGAGGGGCAGAGUGGUGACUCUGAGGCCACGGAUGAGCAACCCGAGCGGGACAUUGUGGUCAAGAGCUACCGGCCCACACAGCUCACCUGGAGUCAGCUUCCACAGGUACAGGACAUCCUUCAUUCCAUCGGGGCGGAGCAGCGAAAACGGCAGGAGGCCAUGUUUGAGAUCAUCACCUCGGAGUUCUCCUACCAGCACAGCCUGAGCAUCCUGGUGCGUCACUUCAAGAACAACAAGGAACUGAAGGCGACCAUGACGCAGACUGAGCACCACCACCUCUUCUCCAACAUCUCUGUCAUCCAGGUCAUCAGCCAGCGGUUCUUCGAGGAACUGGACAGACGGCACCAGGGGAACCCUGUGAUAAGGGACAUUAGUGACAUCGUGCAAACAUAUGCCAGCCACCACUUCCAGCCUUACAUCAUCUACUGCUCCAAUGAGACCUUCCAGCAGAGGACACUGCAGAAGCUGCUUGCAAGCAACACAGCAUUCAAAGAGGUGCUGAAGCGGAUAGAGACCAGUGCAGAGUGCGGGGGUCUGCCCAUCAUCUCCUUCCUGAUCCUCCCCAUGCAGCGAGUCACCCGUCUGCCGCUACUCUUGGAUACCAUAUGUCAGAAGACUCCUGAGAAGACGUUUGAACACGGGUCUGCUAUGUUUGCGCUAAAGACCAUAAGCAAGCUGGUGAAGAAGUGCAAUGACGGUGCCCGAACCAUGGAGAGAACAGAGCAAAUGUACACCAUUCAGAAGCACAUGGACUUUGGGAAAAUCAAGCCUUUCCCCCUGAUCUCCGCCUCGCGUUGGCUCCUCAAACGUGGGGAGCUGCUGGUCUGCACCGAGGAGCUCAGCAUCUUCUGGAAGCCAUACAAGAGCCACAAGAGCUUCCACCUGCUCCUGUUCAGUGAUGUGCUCAUCGUCACGCGGAAGAAGAGUGAAGAGAGCUUCACUGUGAUUGACUACGCCACUAUGGACAACGUGGAGGUGGAGCUGGACGGCUCCGACAGGCCGCAAUCUCAAACAUCCAAGCAGGGCAGCAGCAGCCUCUUCCCUCUGAAGCUGAUUAUGAAGAAGAACAGCGAGGGACGCGCCGAACAGAUCGCCUUGGCGGCCGAGUCUCAGAUUGAGCGCGCUCGCUGGGUGACCGCUCUGCGUAAACGGAAACAAACAGACCCCACUUCCAGUCUGACGCAGUGUGAGGUGAACAAGGCCUACAUGCCCAAAGAGUCAGAUGAGCUCGGUCUGCAGCAGGCUGAGGUCGUGCUCAUCCUCCAGAGAGAGGAAGGCUGGUACUAUGGGGAACGCAUGCGUGAUGGAGAGAGAGGCUGGUUUCCUGCGAGCAAUACCACAGAGAUCACAGACCGCGUGGUUGCGGAGGGCAACAUGCGGCGUAUGCGCAGGUUGCGCGAGACCAACGUGUGACCCCCCCCCCCCCCACCAGCAGAUCAGGUAGUGACAUCACACUCCUAGACAGACCAUCAUCAGUCUGGCCCUGGACGAGGGAGGCUAGGGACUAAAGAAUGGAUAAUUGUCAAAUGGCUACUGAAUGGUUUGUGUUUUUUAAUGUACAUAAAAGUAAAUUAAUACCAGACGGAACAAUAUUUUAUGUAUUGUAAUGGUCAAAGAUCCAGGGCCAACAUUUCACUGGAAUUCGGAUGAACUGUGUAACUUUACCGGUGGAGUCCGUAAAGUGGCUUCUUGACGUGUGAAACUGCUGUGAACUUUCAUAGAUGCAUUUGUUAGUGAACUUUUGUUAAACGUGGUACUUUAAAUCUGACCAUAUUUUGUGUCAACUUCCCGUCAAAGAUUUAUGGCUGUCACUCAUAAUAAAAAUGUUGAUAUACGAUUC
Molecule: messenger RNA, 2962 nt
Organism: Paramormyrops kingsleyae
Lineage: Eukaryota; Metazoa; Chordata; Actinopteri; Osteoglossiformes; Mormyridae
Gene: arhgef16
Product: Rho guanine nucleotide exchange factor (GEF) 16
Biological process (GO): activation of GTPase activity
Molecular function (GO): guanyl-nucleotide exchange factor activity; protein binding
Source: RefSeq, a predicted model, not a curated record